Messenger RNA from Leishmania mexicana MHOM/GT/2001/U1103, 1080 nucleotides. RefSeq lists its product as hypothetical. The coding region runs from base 1 to 1080 and encodes 359 amino acids. NCBI's taxonomy places the organism in Eukaryota, Euglenozoa, Kinetoplastea, Trypanosomatida, Trypanosomatidae. The transcript has a single exon. Gene Ontology annotation, molecular function: protein binding. The record is from RefSeq and is a predicted model, not a curated record.
AUGCCGGGCUCUCUGAGGGUACAGGCCGGCAGGAGCGAUGCUCGGAAGACUGUAAAGAAGACGGUCCGUACGAAAGGCAAUAUCGCACGCAGUGAUGUACCCGCGAGGGCCACUCACUCGGCGGCUUCUGCCUCUGUGGCGACGAGCAGCGCCACCCCUGCGUCAACCCUGGCGAAUGUGGUGGCGCUCAGCACGUCCGAGCAAGAGCGGGCAGUGGAGGCGGUCAAGGAGACUAUUCCCGCAUCCGCAAGUCGAGAUGUGCUUCGCAAGGAUCCGAUCUACCGAAUCAUGCAUGCCCUUCCUCGCUCUGAUGUGCUGGAGGUGGUGCGCAGCCGUUUUGAAAAGCCGCACUGCGAACGCGCCGCGGCGUAUUUCGACCUCUCCUACAUGAAAAAUCCGCUGCGGCAUCUACGCCUGCAGCUCGGGUGUGACGGUCCUACAGGGAUUUACUUGUUUUUCCGUCGCAUCGCUGCACAUCGCCACACCCUGCGGGUGGUGGACUUUUCACGAAACCGACUGAGCGCCGACGAUGCCGUUCUACUGUGCAACACACUGGGAUUUGGGGUCGCCGGAGACGCAGCAACCGCGCCGGGUACCGCGAAAGCCUCCUCGGCAGGCGCUGCAGUGGAUUCGACUGUUUCGAUGGCGGCGGGGGCCUCCGCCCAACCGUCUUCCUCGCUCGAGCUUUUGGAUCUCAGUUACAACGCGCAACUUGGUAAUGACGGCGCCGUGCAUGUUGUGACGGCCGUGCGGCGCCUUCCGUCAAUACGGGCAGUGAUACUAAAGAGUGUAGGCAUCGAUGAUGAUGGUGCAAUGGCCGUGGCGAAUAUUGUACGCCGCUGGCCGGCGCCAGCGCUCUGCGCGAACUCAGCUACCCCACACUCGCUGCUCCGUCCAGUCACCGCCUCUGCGACCAAGUUUUAUCUGAACUUGAACGAGAACUACAUCGGCGCUCGCGGCACGGACGUGUUGGGGAAGGGGCUGCCGCAUCACGUUUCACUUACCCUGGCAAAACAGCGGCCAGACCCGGCGCCUGACCGGAAGCGCUCGCGAGACGAUGACGGAGCCGCGCGUCGAUGA